Physcomitrium patens is the source of this 3921-nucleotide messenger RNA. RefSeq lists its product as uncharacterized. NCBI's taxonomy places the organism in Eukaryota, Viridiplantae, Streptophyta, Bryopsida, Funariales, Funariaceae. The record is from RefSeq and is a predicted model, not a curated record. Gene Ontology annotation, molecular function: GTPase activity; GTP binding.
UUGCCUACACUGCCUGCUUCCAUUGAUCGUUCGUUGAACGUGUUUUCUUCGAUAGCUUCUCAUUAAUCGUCCGUUGUAGGGUUUCCAACGACCGAACUCCACCUUGCUAUUUUCUUCUUUGUCCCGCUAAGGUCCGCGUUGGAUUGCUUUGGAGCUUCGAAGUUACGAGGACUGUCUCGGAGCUAGUACCUCGGAGCUUGGUUUGUUAACAGGAAAAUUUGAGAAGAUUUGGGAUCGAAAGACAAGGUUAAUGAAAGAUCUAAUACAGGAGCUCAACUCACUGAAUCGGGUGGAGUUUUGAGAGGGGCUCAUCAAACUCCAUCCACUGUUAGUACAGGAGAAUUGGUUAAGCUAGCAAGAUGAUGUCCAGAUUUGGUUUUCGGACUCCCCAAAAACCGCCCAAGCUCGAUGAGCCUGAACCGGAGCCUGAAAAACCAGUUGUUAUACAAAUGAAGCGGCCGCAAUAUGCAACCCCCACCAUGAGUGGCGCAGGUGGUCCAGCUCGCCCUCUAAGGUUGGUGUACUGUGAUGAGAGAGGGAAGUUUAAGAUGGAUCCUGAAGCGGUGGCGGCCCUACAUAUGGUGAAAGGUCCGCUUGGUGUAGUAGCUGUGUGUGGACGUGCUCGGCAGGGGAAGAGUUUCAUCUUAAAUCAGCUUCUUGGACGGAGUAGUGGUUUCACUGUCGCACCCACACACAGACCUUGUACAAAAGGUUUAUGGAUGUGGAGUUCUCCUUUGAAGAGGACAGCACCUGAUGGUAGUGAGUACAGCUUGUUACUCCUGGACAGCGAAGGGAUAGAUGCUUAUGAUCAAACGGGAACAUAUAGCACACAGAUAUUCUCCUUAGCAGUCUUAUUGUCGAGUAUGUUUGUUUACAAUCAGAUGGGUGGAAUUGAUGAGGCAGCACUAGACAAAUUAUCUCUUGUGACGGAGAUGACCAAACAUAUCCAAGUUCGAGCAUCAUCAUCUUCUCAAGCAGCUUCAGCUUCUGAGAUCGGACAGUUUUCUCCUCUUUUUCUAUGGUUGCUUCGGGAUUUCUAUUUGGACUUGACUGAGGAUGGGCGUCGUAUCACUCCAAGGGAUUAUUUAGAGUCAGCUUUGCAACCCAUUCCUGGAUCUGGAAAAGCCAUUGCUUCAAAAAACGAGAUACGAAAUUCUAUUCGCGCUCUGUUUCCUGAGCGUGAUUGUUUUACACUUGUUAGGCCCUUGAACGACGAGAAAGAGCUGCAGAAACUUGACCAAAUAAAUAUGGAGAAAAUGCGGCCUGAGUUCAGAGCAGGACUAGAUGCUUUGACGAAAUACAUAUUUGAAAGAACGAGACCAAAGCAGCUCGGCUCUCUUGUGAUGACUGGACCCAUGUUUGCUGGGCUAACACAAUCCUUUUUGGAUGCGAUUAAUGCUGGUGCUGUUCCCACCAUAGCAACUUCUUGGCAGAAUGUGGAAGAGAACGAGUGCCGACGUGCCCAUGAUAUGGCCGUUGAGAAGUAUACUCAAGUCUUCAACAAGGAUGUCAGUUAUGAUGAGGCUGCUCUUCAAGAAGCACAAGAAGAAGCUGUUCAAGCCGCAUUUUCUGUUUACAACUCCGAGGCUGUUGGAAAUGGACCUGUUCGAAGAAAUUACGAGAAGCAAUUGCACGCAACUCUUAGAAGACAAUUUGAGGAGUUUAAGCGGAAAUCGUCUAUGGAAGCUGAGCUUAAGUGUUUAAGAGCAGUGGGGACUAUGGAAGAGAAGCUUCGAAGUGCUUGCAAUGCUCCUGACGCAACAUUUGAGUCUGUUAUCAAGGUUUUGGACGGAAUGGUGGCUGAGUAUGUAGCUCAAGUAUCUGGUUCUGUCAAGUAUCAGAAACUUGUCCAGUUCAUGCAGAAAAGUUUAGCUGGUCCCAUACACGACCUUGUGAAGCGAGCAAGUGAUAAAGCAGCAACAGAGUAUCAAAACCUUGUAUUGAAAGGGCGAUCAAUGGGAGAACGUUUGGCUUUCUCAGCUAAACAGACUGAAGCUGCUCAACGCGAUGCUCAAGACUGGAAGAAGCGAUAUGAAAAUAUCAUGAAUGAUUAUAAUAGAGCUUCUGAGAAUGCAGCUGCUCAAUAUGCUAACGUACAGAAGAAAGUUACUUCCCUUGAGGAGAAGCGUGCCACUCUUUUAACUCAGCUAGAGAGCGCCAAGAAGGAGGCUUUUGACUGGCAGAGCAAGUAUGAGCAGAACCUUUCUGUGCAGCGAGCUGAGACUGAUAGACUGAACUCUGAGGUUGCAUCUCUCCAGAAUCGGGCUAGUACCGCGGAGGCAAGGUUGUCAGCUUUGAGAGAGCAGUCAGAGUCAGUGAAGGCAGAAGCUGCGGAAUGGCAGCGAAAGUAUGAGACGGUUGCUGCUGAUACUAAGGCUGCUGUUGAGAAGACAACCGCGCAAAAGGAGCGAGCAUUGAAGCAAGCUCAACUGCGCGAAGAUUCAAUGCGCGCUGAAUAUACUGCGAAAAUAUCUGAAAAGGAGCAUGAAGUGAAGGAAUUGCAGGCGAAAUUGGAGCAAGGGGAGUUCCGCAUCAGUGGUCUGAAUACCCGCUUGCAUGAGCUUGAAUUCAAAACAUCUGACCAGUCUGAAGAGGUUAUAAACCUACGGUCGGAGCUAAAGCGUGUACAACAUGAAUUAGAAGGCACAAAGUCACAGUCUAUUUCUCUUAGAAGAGACCUAGAGAAGGCCGAAGAAGACAAGUCACAUGCGGAACAACGCAUGAAUGAAUGCAUCAGGAGGAUGGAAGAAGCAGAGCACAUGAAGAAAAUAGCAGAACGUGAUGCAAAGCGUGCAAUUGAAGCUGCGGAAAAGUCCCGUGCCGAAGCAGUCGUUGAAGGGAGAGAGAAGUUAGAGACACAGAAACUGGCUGCAGAGAGAAUGACAGAAGUUGAGCGUAUUCAACGGCGGUGUCAAGUCCUAGAACUGGAAAGGGAUGAAUUAGUCCAGAACCUUGAAGAGACCAGGCAUAUGCAGCAAGAGGCAUUCUCUAGGGUCGCUGCAUUGGAAAUCCAGCAUGAAGAAAGAGAGAAGGAAAUGGAAGAUUUGCUAUCUUCUUCACGUGAGCAGCGUGCGAAGACAGUGGAGGCUUUUGAGCAGUUGUUGGCCAGUGAAAGAGCUGCUAAAGCUGAGGCAAGCCAAAGAGCCGAGUCUCUUUCAGUACAGAUUCAACAUAUGCAGGGCCAGAUUGAUAAUCUGCAGGGACAACUUACAGCAGUGCGCAACCACGAAACAGCUUUGGAAACCAGAGUCCGGGGUUUUACGGACACACCUCCUGGCAAGUCCCCAAUGGGCCCCUCUCGUAGCAAAAGACCCUUCCAAGAUGAAGGAUUCGAGACUUCCGCACCGGAUUUUGACAAUGACAGCAGUGCCUUCAAGAGGAACAAGAUGGAUCAUCAUUUCGACAACGGUAGUAACUUGCAUGAGGGUGAUGAAGGUGGCAGUGCAGCGACCUCUAGCGAGAUAGUUGAAACUACUAACUACCGGAAGUUGACUAUUGCAAAGCUGAAGCAGAAGAUGACAGAAGCUGGGUUUGGUGCCGAAGUGCUAUCCACUCGAAACCCUUCAAAGAAGGACCUCCUUGAAAUGUAUGAGAGAUUGAUUCUCAAUAAACCUCCUGCUCAUUAAAACGAUAGAUUGCACACUGCGACAGUGCCUGCAGGUUCUGGUGACGUGAGCGACAUCUAGCUUUAGUACGUUUUGGUUUACUGUAGAUCAUUGACAAAAUUGAAUUAUUUUCUCAUCAAAUAUAAGGAUUAGGCAACAACUUUAUUUAGCAGCUGGGUUUGUAGGUUCUUACAAUACGCUAUGCUUGUUCCAAAGCGUUCGCUAGCAUCGAGUGUACUUGUGUUGUAUUCUUUGUAAAAAGGUAAUGUGUGCUCUUGCACAUUCAAUUUCACUGCUAUAUAUCUCGGUUUCUUUA